UGAGGAUAUGAUUGAUGGUGGUGGACGAUCAUGGUAGUUGGUACUGGCAAGGGCCGCCAGGUGUCAAAGUUUCCACUGCUCAUACCUUAGCCUCAUGACUGAACUCUGGCUCGUUGUUGACAACACUCAGUCAUGAUAUUCUUUCAAUAAAAGCAUUUUCAUUGGGGCCUUUUCGGCUCCAGUCCAGCUAGCGAUGAAUUUGCCCAAUGGCUUCGGACGAGGCCUUCGGGCCGGUCAAUGACCUGACUAAACUGGUGUCCGUAAAGCCUAGAUGGGAAGGAAGAAUGGCCUCGACCGAGCCAGACAGCGAGCCUGGUGCAAGACAAGACGAGAAUGGAGAUGAAGUAUUCUCCGAUCGCAGCACAUCGACGGCGAAAACCAUUUGGAACAUCGCGAACGCCAUUCAAAGUGUCAGCGUGUUGUCGUUGCCGUAUGCAGUGUUCAGAGGUGGCUGGGUUGCACUGGGUGCCCUAAUUGUCGUGGCAAUCAUGUCCAAUAUCACUGGAAAGCUGCUGAUAGACUGCCUGUAUGACAAGCCGUUACCCAGUAUGCUGUCUCGCAUCACUCAACAUCCAGUGGUUGCCAAUGUAUCAGCCAUGGGCAGGAUCAAUGCUGCUAGCAUUUCUGUCAGCGAAUCUAUGCCGCUUAUUGCUGUCAGCCAACCGGUUCUGGUCCGGUCCACGUAUGCGUCGAUUGGGCAGGCGUGCUGGCCAUUCGGCGGUCAAGUGAUUGUGCUCCUUGUCCAAUGUGUGGAGCUACUCGGUGUCUGCAGUUUGAUGUUGGUGCUUAUGGGAUCGGCCAUUGGUAUGCUCACCAGUCAAUGGGUUGACCACAGCCUCAACGUGUGGAUCACCGUCUCUGCCGGCAUUGUACUUCCUACUGUCCUGCUCCCACGCCUGUCACAGCUGGGAUGGCUGAGUUUGGUGGGAGUUUUCACCAUCUUUGGCGUUGUCAGCACCAUACUGGCAAACUCGGUGUCCAAGUACAAAGAGUGGCACUUUGUGAACUUCCCCACACCAUCGUGGCAGCAUUUCCCCAUUGCGCUCGGGAUUGUUGUGUUUGGCUAUGCGGCGCAUGGCCAGUUCCCAUCAUUCCACAUUCGCAUGGAGAAGCCUCUGCGGUUUGGCUUUGCACUCAAUGUCUCCUUCUUCCUGGUUGCCAUUCUGGACAUGACGUCUGGUGUUCUUGGUUAUCUGGCGUAUGGAUCGGAAACGAAGGACAUCAUUAACCAGAACAUGCAGUCGCCGUGGAAUCACAUCAUUGACGUUCUGCUCCUGAUCAAUCUUGUUCUGUCGUACGCACUGCCCAUGUUCCCUGUCUCGGCUAUGAUGGAUCGAUUUUUACGGCGAUACUUCCCUCUGUGUGGCAAAGCCGGCAAUGAUGGUGGUCUUCGGCUAUUUUAUUUCAUCACGACGCGGAUGUUCUUGGUAGGAAUUACACUGCUCGUGGCUGUAUCUAUUCCCAACUUUCACCUCUUGAUGUCGUUCAUUGGCAGCAUCACGUGCGUUCUUCUUGUUUUCGUCCUGCCGUGCGUAUUUCACCUUGUCCUGCACCGCAGCCACUUGACCAUGUUGGGCAAGUCUGUCAACAUCAUUCUUGUUCUUAUCUCCACAGCGGCUGGUGUUUCAGGUGUGUAUGCCUCAUACACGGAGCUUUCAUCGAGUUGAUCCUUUUCACGUCAACGUAUCGUUGCCGGUGUUGAAGCAGUUGCUUUUGAUUGAGACUUUAUACUCUUAUUCUCCUGCAAACAAGCUGGACAGUUUUGAUCUGAUAUUUUAGACCUACGACCAAACAUAGUUAUGGUAACUGUUCGGUUGUAAUUUUAUCUUUAGAGCCUUUCAGAUGUGUUUGCAUGAAUCUGCAAGAGACCACUUCUGAUAUUUAUUUUGCACUGACUAUCUACAGUACUUUUAGAAUGGCUUAAUCCGUAUAUGCAUGAGACCUAGAAACGCACAUAUCAGUUACAUGUACCAGUGCCAAGUCUUUUUUAAAUUAAAAACGCUAAAUUGAAGUCUUCGCUUCGAACACUCGUAUUUAUUUCGAACAAUACCAUCAACUAGUCUA
Sycon ciliatum is the source of this 2064-nucleotide messenger RNA. Its product is annotated as vesicular inhibitory amino acid transporter-like. The record is from RefSeq and is a predicted model, not a curated record. NCBI's taxonomy places the organism in Eukaryota, Metazoa, Porifera, Calcarea, Leucosolenida, Sycettidae. The transcript is spliced from 4 exons. Gene Ontology annotation, cellular component: vacuolar membrane. Bases 207 to 1667 code for a protein of 486 amino acids. Gene Ontology annotation, biological process: amino acid transmembrane transport. Gene Ontology annotation, molecular function: L-amino acid transmembrane transporter activity.